Messenger RNA from Blepharisma stoltei, 1196 nucleotides. The record is from the annotation of a GenBank genome assembly. Lineage: Eukaryota; Ciliophora; Heterotrichea; Heterotrichida; Blepharismidae.
AUGCAAACUUAACUUACUACUUAUAACGCUUAACGUCCACUACGGGGUUGGCAGAGCCCAGACCUCUGCUCGCCUUUCGUCGCAUCGGGCCCACAGACCUCUGGGCCGGUCCGUUUCGUUCACCAAGGUGCGCCUAGGGGCAAGUGUUGCCGGCUUCGACGGCCUUAGUUUAAAUGCAAAAAAAUCAGCUAAGUAUGCUAAACAUAAAUAAUAAAGUGAUUGAGAAUUAUAAAUAUUAUGAAAUAAACGUCCAAAGCCAAUAUCACAUCGCUUUUAAUAGCUUAAUUGAGCCUAAUUUACCUAUUAAUUUCCAUUUUAAAAUUAUUUAUUAUUUUGUUUCCGAUAAAAUCAUGGAAAAUAAGAUAGAAACAUUGCUUAAAGCUUACGAAUUGCAAGAAAGCAAGCUAAAACAUUUUUCAAAUGAAAUAAAGCUGAAAAAAUUAAAAAUAGAAGAGCUAACAAUACAAAAUUCACAGCUGAAAAAAGCCGUCCGUGAGCUAUUGAAAGAAAAGUAUCCAUUAUUUAGAGAUGCCUUUAUGGCAGAAAACCAAAACUUAACAAAAAACCUAGAAAAUGCUAUAAAAGAGUGCACCGAGCUUUCAGUAAAAUUUACAUAGAAGCAUUUAAAGAAAAGCCAAAACCUUCCCAAAUUCAAUGAAAAAAUCCAAGAAAAUGUUGGUACACUCAUAAAGCAGAUCAGGAACGAGCACAAUUUAAAUCAAUUGUUCCUGAAACGAAUAGGAGCCUAUACACUAUACACCGAAUUAAUUAGAAAUUACAAGUAUGAAGAAGCCUUCAAUUCUUUACUAGAGUUCAUUAACGAUUUUUUGAUUCUUUAUCAUACAAAAAAUCUAAAUUCUGUUAAAAGCACACAAACAGAAUAUGAUACAUUAAAUACCUAUGAAAUAACUCGAGGCUCAGAUCUGCAAGCAUCUGAAAUUUCAGCUGGAAAUAGUUUUUUUGAAAGUUGCUGUGAGCUUGGGUCUGUAUUAAAGCAUAAGGAUAAGGAUAGAGAAAACGAGAAAUAUGCUGACAAAAAGAUCGAAGAAUUAAACGAUGAAAUAAGAAAAACAAUGGAGAACAGCAAAAAAGUGCUGCAAAAUCCUUUGAAAAAUUCAAUGCUGUGAAAAUCAUAUGGGCACACAAGAUCUAAAAGUGAUUUUUUGAUGUAUUUAAGGCCAAUUGGAUUUGAAUAA